This is a messenger RNA of Psilocybe cubensis, 1635 nucleotides long. RefSeq lists its product as uncharacterized. Gene Ontology annotation, cellular component: membrane. NCBI's taxonomy places the organism in Eukaryota, Fungi, Basidiomycota, Agaricomycetes, Agaricales, Agrocybaceae. The transcript has 10 exons. The record is from RefSeq and is a predicted model, not a curated record. Gene Ontology annotation, molecular function: myo-inositol:proton symporter activity. Gene Ontology annotation, biological process: transmembrane transport. The coding region runs from base 1 to 1635 and encodes 544 amino acids.
AUGACGAUCAACGAAAAACAGAAGGACGAUCGACCUCUAUCUAAUGGUAGUGAUCGAGUGGAAUCAUUGGAAGAUCUUGUACUGGACAAUGAUUCUGGAGAAAUUAAUGAACUUGCUGUAGUGGCUGAAGGAGAGGAAAGGACAACAUGGUUCGUUUGGAUUCUGGUAAUGUGCUCGACUAUAUCGGGUCUGUUAUUCGGAUACGACACUGGAGUUAUAUCUGGUGCUUUGGUUACAAUAGGUUCAGACCUUGGACCUGAUGUUCUAUCAAACAGUCAAAAGGAAUUAAUUACCUCUUCAACGACUUUGGGCGCCCUGUUAGGUGGUCUUGUGGCCGGUGUCCUUUCCGACUGGACAGGACGUCGGCCCGUAUUGGGCAUAGCAGAUGUUAUUUUUAUUGGAGGGGCAGUCGCGCAGGCGGUGUGUCACGACGUUUGGAGUAUGAUUGGAGGUCGUUUUUUGAUUGGAAUCGGAGUCGGGCUUGCAGCAUGUAUCGCGCCUCUUUAUAUUCAGGAACUGUCGCCGACGCGUCUUCGUGGUCGUAUGGUCGUUCUAAACGUCGUCAUGAUCACUCUAGGACAAGUUAUCGCCUAUGGAAUAGGCGCAGGAUUCACUCAUGUACAUGGUGGGUGGAGGUGGAUGGUUGGCCUCGGUGCGGUACCAGCAGGAAUCCAGAUCGCGUUUUUGUUUUUCUUGCCUGAAAGUCCGCGAAUUCUACUUCGAAGAGGGAACCAUGAAGCAGCACAUGCCGUUAUGACCAAGAUUUACGCAUUUGCUAAGCCAGAGGAGGUUGAUCUCAAAGUGAAAGUUCUUCAGGCUGCUGUCAAGAGAAGCAUUGAAAUCACACAAACGACAACGUUCUUCCACCGAUUCAAAUCAAUGAUCAUGAAUCCAAUCAACAGACGAGCGCUUGUCGUUGGCUGUGGAAUGCAAGCUUUCCAACAAUUAUGUGGUUUCAACACGCUCAUGUAUUACUCUGCGACUUUGUUCAAGGAGAUCGGAUUCGACCAGCCCACAGCGGUCGGACUUAUCGUCUCCGGUACUAACUUUAUCUUCACACUGGUCGCCCUGAAGUGGAUAGACAAAAUCGGCCGCAGAAAUAUCAUGAUCUGGAGUGCACCUGGUAUGAUAUUUGGCCUGACGCUUGCCAGCAUCUCUUUCUUCUAUAUGACCAAGAAAACCAAUGGAAACCUAAUCGAUGGCACACAGUAUUCGACUACCUGGUCCGCUCUUGUCCUCCUCUCGAUGAUUCUGUUCGUUGCGUCGUACGCGACAGGUCUGGGAAACGUACCUUGGCAACAAGGCGAACUCUUCUCUCUAGAGGUUAGAGGAAUCGGUACCUCACUCGCAACCGCGACGAACUGGGCUGGAAAUCUGAUCAUCGGUUCGACCUAUCUAUCGCUCAUGGCCAAAAUUACACCCUCAGGUGCGUUUGGGUUCUACGCUGGGCUCUGUCUCCUUGGCUGGAUCUUUGUGCUGUGCUGCUUCCCCGAGACGGCCGGACUGAGCUUGGAGGAGGUCAAGAUGGUGUUCAGGAAUGGGUUCGGGAUUAGAGAGAGCAAACGACUACGGCUUGUGAAGCAGGAUAUCAAGGCCCGUGAGAAGAUGAGGAAGGAGGGCGGUGUUAAAGCUUGA